This is a messenger RNA of Galeopterus variegatus (Sunda flying lemur), 2132 nucleotides long. RefSeq names its product block of proliferation 1 (gene BOP1). The record is from RefSeq and is a predicted model, not a curated record. Gene Ontology annotation, biological process: ribosome biogenesis; maturation of LSU-rRNA from tricistronic rRNA transcript (SSU-rRNA, 5.8S rRNA, LSU-rRNA). The transcript has 15 exons. Bases 166 to 2070 code for a protein of 634 amino acids. Gene Ontology annotation, cellular component: PeBoW complex; preribosome, large subunit precursor. Gene Ontology annotation, molecular function: ribonucleoprotein complex binding; protein binding. Lineage: Eukaryota; Metazoa; Chordata; Mammalia; Dermoptera; Cynocephalidae.
GGCCCAUCUGACAGCGAGGAGAGUGUGUUCUCAGGCCUGGAAGAUUCUGGCAGUGACAGUAGUGAGGACGACGAGGGAGAGAAUGGAGCCAGCAGGAACAAGGGUUACGGUGGGACGGUGGAGACCUCUGGGGAACAGGCGCAGGCCGGCCCUCCGAGGACAGAGAUGGUGAGAGUGCAGAGCGGGGACGAGUAUGCGGAGGACAGCUCUGACGAGGAGGACAUCCGGAACACGGUGGGCAACGUGCCCCUGGAGUGGUACGAUGAUUUCCCCCAUGUGGGCUAUGACCUGGAUGGCAGGCGCAUCUAUAAGCCUCUGCGCACCCGGGAUGAGCUGGACCAGUUUCUGGACAAGAUGGAUGACCCCGACUACUGGCGCACUGUGCAGGACCAAAUGACAGGGCGUGAUCUGCGGCUGACUGAUGAACAGGUGGCCCUGGUGCGGCGGCUGCAGAGGGGCCAGUUUGGGGACGUGGGCUUCGACCCAUAUGAGCCAGCUGUGGACUUCUUCAGUGGAGAUGUCAUGAUCCACCCAGUGACCAACCGCCCAGCCACCAAGCGCAGCUUCAUCCCAUCCCUGGUGGAGAAGGAGAAGGUCUCUCGCAUGGUGCACGCCAUCAAGAUGGGCUGGAUCCAGCCCCGCCGGCCCCGAGACCCCACCCCCAGCUUCUACGACCUGUGGGCCCAGGAGGACCCCAGUGCUGUGCCAGGGCGCCACAAGCUGCACGUGCCUGCUCCCAAGUUGGCCUUGCCUGGCCAUGCUGAGUCCUACAACCCGCCUCCUGAGUACCUGCCCAGCAAGGAGGAGCGCCUGGCGUGGGAGCAGCAGGAGCCGGGUGAGAGGAAACUCAGCUUCCUGCCGCGGCAGUUCCGGAGCCUGCGUGCUGUUCCUGCGUACAGCCGCUUCAUCCAGGAGCGCUUUGAGCGCUGUCUCGAUCUGUAUCUGUGCCCACGGCAGCGCAAGAUGAGGGUGAACGUGGACCCCGAAGACCUAAUCCCUAAACUGCCCCGGCCAAGGGACCUGCAGCCCUUCCCCACAUGCCAGGCCCUGGUCUACAAGGGCCACAGUGACCUGAUCCGCUGCCUCAGUGUCUCCCCAGGGGGCCAGUGGCUGGCUUCAGGCUCAGACGAUGGAUCGCUGCGGUUCUGGGAGGUGGCCACUGCCCGCUGCAUGAAGACUGUGCCUGUGGGGGGCGUGGUGCGGAGCAUUGCCUGGAACCCCAGCCCCACCCUCUGCCUGGUGGCUGCGGCUGUGGAGGACUCGGUGCUGCUGCUGAACCCAGCCCUGGGGGACCGGCUGGUGGUGGGCAGCACAGACCAGAUGCUGAGCGCCUUUACCCUGCCGGAGGAGCCCACUCUGCAGCCUGCCCGCUGGCUGGAGGCCUCGGAAGAAGAGCACCAGGGGGGCCUGCGGCUGCGCAUCUGCCACAGCAAGCCAGUGAUGCAGGUGACCUGGCAUGGGCGUGGGGACUACUUGGCCGUAGUGCUGGCCACUCCGGGUCACAGCCAGGUGCAGAUCCACCAGCUGAGUCGACGCCGCAGUCAGAGCCCCUUCCGCCGCAGCCAUGGACAGGUGCAGCGUGUGGCCUUCCACCCCACCAGGCCCUUCCUGCUUGUGGCCUCCCAGCGCAGUGUCCGCCUUUACCAUCUCCUGCGCCAGGAGCUCACCAAGAAGCUGAUGCCAAACUGCAAGUGGGUGUCCAGCCUAGCCGUGCACCCUGCAGGUGACAAUGUCAUCUGUGGCAGCUAUGACAGCAAGUUAGUGUGGUUUGACCUGGACCUCUCCACCAAGCCGUACAAAGUGCUGAGGCACCACAAGAAGGCCCUGCGGGCUGUGGCCUUCCACCCCCGAUAUCCACUCUUUGCAUCUGGCUCUGAUGACGGCAGUGUCAUUGUCUGCCACGGCAUGGUGUACAAUGACCUGCUGCAGAACCCACUGCUGGUACCCGUCAAGGUGUUGAAGGGACACACGCUGACCCGGGACCUGGGUGUGCUGGACGUGACCUUCCACCCCACGCAGCCCUGGGUCUUCUCUUCAGGGGCGGACGGCAGCAUCCGCCUCUUCACCUAGGCUGCCCUGCCCUGCUCCCACUCCAGGGAGGCAUGUGCAAUAGAGGCCUUUCUUCCGCUGCC